Helianthus annuus (common sunflower) is the source of this 2901-nucleotide messenger RNA. RefSeq names its product RNA-binding protein 39. Lineage: Eukaryota; Viridiplantae; Streptophyta; Magnoliopsida; Asterales; Asteraceae. Gene Ontology annotation, cellular component: nucleus. The transcript is spliced from 14 exons. Gene Ontology annotation, biological process: mRNA processing. The record is from RefSeq and is a predicted model, not a curated record. Gene Ontology annotation, molecular function: RNA binding. The coding region runs from base 1490 to 2650 and encodes 386 amino acids.
UCUCUCUUCUCCGGCGUUCGUCGUCAACACAUUAUUAUUGCUUAGAUCUUAAGUGUGUUGUAGGUUUCUUCUCCAUAGUGUUGGGGACUAUUGGCUGACAGUCCAAUGGAUUUUGACGAAUACGAGUACUUGGAAAAAAUGGUGGAGAAUCCUGAUGUGUCUGAGCAAAAAUCUAAUGGAGGUGAAGAAACUGAUAAAAACGGAGAUAAAGAACGGAGACACAGCUCUAGACAUAGAAGUGACAAGAAUAGUGAUGAUCGAAGGUCAAAACGCUCGAGAUCCGAUGAGGAAUUGCGUGACCGUGAGAAAGAAAGGGGCUCCUCUCGCCACCGUUCAUCUCCAAAGGAUGGUGAUAGAGACAGACAAAGGAGUAGCCGCGAAACUAGAGACAAGGAUAGGGACAGGGAUAGGGAUCGUGUGAGGGGAAGACGUGAAUAUGAGAAAGAAAGGGAGGGGAAAGACAGAGACAAAGACAAAGAACAUGAACGAGCGCAUCGAAGUGGAAGCAGGUCAGAAAGACAUGCAAAUGAACGGGAUAGAGAGAAGAGCCGUGAUAGAGAGAAGAGCCGUGAUAGAGAGGUUAGAGAUAGAGAAAGAGAAAGAGAAAAAGAAAGAGAAAGAGAAAGAGAAAAAGAUAAAGAAAGGGAAUCUAGAGAAGCUGAUCGAGAAAGCAGAUGUGCUAGAGCAAAAAUCCUCAGUCAGGCUCAGGGACUCAGGUCAUGGGUUUAUUUUGGAAUCCAAAAUAAAAGCUUGAAAUUGGAAGAUUUGGGGUGGCCCUUUUGGCAGGGUGACAAUGAUGAUGAUGAUGUCAUGUUAUGAUUUUCAUUAUCCUCCACCUUUAAACCAACAUCGUCUUAUUUUAUUAUCUAUUCUGUUGCAGAAAUGCCGUUGUGGGAGUACAGAAGCUUUUGCUUGUGGAUAUCAUGCAAGAUCCAUUUUCUUUUACAGGAUAUAUCUGUUGCCAUGCGUUAUAUUUGAUAAUUAAUUAAUUAAUUAUUAAUAUUAUUACAUUUCAGGUCUAAUACCACCAAUAAUUUCUCAAUGGAAAAUUGCACACUGUUUAAGUAGCACGUACCCGUUUUCAGUUUUCUACCAACACAUUUUUUGUUUUUAUGCAUGAGAACUGAUCAUAGAUGCUUGUGGCUUUAGUUUUUUUGCUUUGUAUAUUUCUGUAUAAUGUAAACGUCUUCUAAUAAUGAAACGGAUACUGUUAGCAGGUUUAUUCCCUUCGAUUUACUAGUAUUAUUAUGUCACUCCGCCAUUAAUAUCAACUGAUGUUCGAGUAAUGUUAGGUUCAUUAGGAAAAGGUACAAAUAUAUCCUUCAUUGUCGCCUGAUUUGGAUUUUACAUAGUUUUGUACAAUAUCUUUGCUGCUUUUAUAAAUGUUGCUUUGUUUUCCAGGUUGGUUCUUUUAACUUCAGCAGCUGCAAUAUCAUUGUCGCCUGAUUUGGAUUAUACAUAAUUUUUGAAACGUAGUUCUUGCAUUAAAAUGUUGAUUUUUUGUAGGCGGCAUAAAGACAAGAAGGAAGGACCUGUAGAGCCUGAAGUUGAUCCAGAACGAGAUCAACGUACGGUCUUUGCGUAUCAGAUAUCUCUAAAGGCUGAUGAAAGAGACGUUUAUGAGUUCUUCUCAAGGGCUGGCAAGGUUCGAGAUGUACGUCUUAUUAUGGAUCGUAACUCAAGACGCUCAAAAGGAGUUGGGUACAUCGAAUUUUAUGACGCAAUGUCGGUCCCUAUGGCAAUAGCACUCUCUGGUCAACCUCUUCUUGGUCAUCCGGUGAUGGUCAAACCAUCAGAGGCUGAAAAAAAUCUUGUACAGUCCACUGCAACUGCUGGAGUUGCUGGUGGUGCAGGUGCAACUGGAGGGGCAAGAAAGUUGUAUGUAGGCAAUCUGCAUUACAAUAUGAAGGAAGAUCAACUUCGUCAGGUAUUCGAAUCAUUUGGCACAGUGGAGCUGGUGCAGUUACCUACUGACGAGACCGGGAAUUGUAAAGGUUUUGGUUUUAUUCAGUUUGCAAGACUUGAAGAUGCCAGAGCUGCACAGAGUUUGAACGGACAGCUGGAGAUUGCAGGUCGAAUGAUGAAGGUGUCUGCCAUUACUGAUCAACCUGGAAUGCAAGAAGUCGGUGUUAAUCCUGGUGAUUUUGACGACGAUGAUGGAGGCGGCUUGGCUUUAAAUGCACGUUCUCGAGCACUUCUCAUGCAGAAGUUGGACCGCAGUGGAACCGCAACAAGUGGUGUUGGAUCAUUGGGCAUUGCAACCACUAAUGGCACAGGCCUACCAUCUGGCGUUCCCGCCAUUGCAUCAAUGCCUGUUCCACCUGUUACUGUUCCUUGCGUAGAAAGCAUCGGUGUCCCUAGUGAAUGUUUACUGUUGAACAACAUGUUUGAUCCUGAAUUGGAGGACGAGCCAGAUUUUGAUCUAGAUAUUAAGGAAGACGUACAGUCAGAAUGCUCAAAAUAUGGAAAACUGAGGCACAUCUACGUUGAGAAGAACAGUGCUGGGUUUGUUUAUUUGCGUUUUGAGAACACUCAAUCUGCAGUAGCUGCUCAACGUGCCCUUCAUGGGAGAUGGUUUGCUGGGAAGAUGAUCACCGCCUCAUUUAUGGUGCCACAAACUUAUGAGGCCAAAUUUCCCGACAGCAUCUAGGUGAUGUCGGACACAAGUGUUGGGAAUCCGAAGGCUGCGGGGAGGAUGUUGUCUAAGUUUGAGUUUUUGAAAACCAAAAAUACUGGAAUGUUUUCUAUGGUACAUUUAGAUAGGUUCUAAAGUGUGUGUAAAAGAAGGAAGUUUGAUACUGAGCAGUUGCAGGUAUUUGUGUUUUUAAGAGAAACCAUUGGAUGUAUAAUUUUCUAAACAUGUACCAACUUUUUUUAAUGUUGCUUUUUUACAUUCUACUA